Molecule: messenger RNA, 1329 nt
Organism: Aspergillus pseudonomiae
Lineage: Eukaryota; Fungi; Ascomycota; Eurotiomycetes; Eurotiales; Aspergillaceae
Product: protein GET4
Exons: 4
Coding region: 186-1226 (346 amino acids)
Biological process (GO): protein insertion into ER membrane
Cellular component (GO): TRC complex; cytosol
Molecular function (GO): protein binding
Source: RefSeq, a predicted model, not a curated record
GCCGGACUCUUUUGAGUCCGCUUCUCACUCCCCCCCUCUUCUUCACCUCCGUUUUCUGACACCUACACUUGCUGAGUUACGUUUUCUUUCCCCACCAUAAUUUAAUAUCGCUCUCUACUUGUUGUCCUCACUUCCGCUCAUCUCGCUGUUUCCAAAACAUUUCACUGCCUUGAACACGAAGCAGGAUGACCUCACGUAUCGAGAAAACCAUUGCUCGGCAACGAGAAAAGAUAGCCUCCGGUGCUUACUACGAGGCUCAUCAGCAACUGAGGGUCAUCGCUGCGCGGUAUAUCAAACAAGCGAAUUACGAUGCGGCCGCGGAGUUACUGGCAGGGGGUGCGACUGCACUUUUAAGGGCUGGGUCUCAGCAAGGCGCUUCUGCCAGUGGCGGGGACUUGGCUAUUAUGCUUGUCGUCGAGGUGUACACGAAGGCGGGGUGGGAGAUUACUGCAAGUGAUGAUGAUACGGAAGGCCGUGCUCGAAAGAAGCGCCUUAUCGAGCUCCUUCAUGAAUUCCCAUCCGAGGAACCAACUCGCAAAAGGUUCAUACAGGAGAUGAUUGGCUGGAGUGGACGGUUUGGGCCUCUAGAGAGAGGCGACCCCGAUUUACAUCAUGCAGCUGGAUCGGUGUAUGCCGAAGACCACGAACCCUACGACGCUGAAAAGCAUCUGAUCCUCGGAACCUCAGAAUCAGCUGAAACCCUGGCAAAAUUAGAGCAUGAGUGGUACACAAAUGACGAACCGCACACGGCAGCGAUUUACGCAUCCCGCGCAGUUUUCCCGUACCUCCUGACCGGAAAUCUGCGCAGUGCUAAUAAAGCAUUCCUCAUCUUCACGUCCCGACUUUCGUCUUCUACUCCUUCCCCCCUUUCACAGGAUGUCAGCAGCUCUAGUACUGAUGUGCGAGUCUUUCCCGCAUUGCCUUUGCUGAAUUUCAUCAGCAUGCUUCUCCUCACGAUUCAACGCGGCAGCGCGGACCUUUUCAAACAGUUAACAUCUCAUUAUGCAUCGCAAAUCCAAGAGGUCGGCAUGUGGGAUGAUUUCUUGGCUCAGAUUGGUGAGCAGUAUUUCAGUAUUAAGAUCCCAAGACAGGGAAACCCUUUGCUGGAUAUGAUGGGUAGCAUGCUGUUCGGAGGGGGGCAGGGCAGUACAGGUGGAAGGAUGCCGCAAAGCCGAGGCUCAUCCAAGAAAGUCGAAGCGCCACCGGCAAAUCCGGAGCUCGACUAGUUUAAUAGAAGGCAGUACCCGCGGUGUAUACAGAUCGGACAUAGUCUGCACAGCUUUGUCAUGGAGGUAUUUAUGCAUCAUGUAAGUGACAUCGACUAAAAUA